Molecule: messenger RNA, 834 nt
Organism: Oppia nitens
Lineage: Eukaryota; Metazoa; Arthropoda; Arachnida; Sarcoptiformes; Oppiidae
Product: procathepsin L-like
Exons: 2
Coding region: 1-834 (277 amino acids)
Cellular component (GO): lysosome
Molecular function (GO): cysteine-type endopeptidase activity
Source: RefSeq, a predicted model, not a curated record
AUGUGGAGUCAACUAUCAUUAGCAUUAUUAAUGAGUUGCGCCCUUUUGGGUCAAUUAAGUUGUUUGGACACCGAGUUGUCAUCGAGUGAUAGUCUUCUUCGAGCUGAUGCCGUCACUGAUUGCUCUCAACAAUUGCUUACAUGUCUGACACCAAACCUGAAGAAUCCAUUUACAACUAUUACAGAUCUUAAGAAAAAUUGUAAUGAAUUGAUAAAUUGUAAAUUAGAUAAAUGCAAUCAAUUAUUACAAACGGGACAAAAUGUCAAUUCAUUGGGUAAGUGUUUGGGUAUGAGUUGUAAUGCCUUAGAUCCCGUAAAACUAUUGCCACAAUUACUACAAAAUGGCCAAUUCAUACCUAAUCUCAUCCAAUUAUUGGUUAUCAGAUGUCUACCGAUUGGUGGUUUAACUACAGAAGCUUUAUAUCAACCCCGUGUUAACUAUACAAGAGGUGACUGUGAUAUUGAAGGCAAAGAAGUUUAUGGCAAAUCAUACGCUUUUGGUGUCGUAAAACCAGGCGAUGAACAGGCAUUACAAGAAGCCGUCGCCACAAUUGGUCCAAUUUCUGUGUGCAUACAAUGUCCUAAAGGUUUCUGGUUUUAUAAGGGAGGCAUAACUGAUGAUCCAAACUGUAAAUCGGAUUUGAUUACAGUAGACCACUGUGUGUUGGUUGUUGGUUACGGGACAGACACAAAAACCAAACAAAACUAUUGGUUGGUUAAGAGCUCAUCGGGUGAGAACUGGGGUGAAGACGGUUACGUACGUAUGGCUCGCAAUAAGCAUAACCAGUGCGCUAUCGCUACUCAGGCCGUAUAUCCUGUGGUAACUCCCGUCUAA